This is a messenger RNA of Rhizophagus irregularis DAOM 181602=DAOM 197198, 1306 nucleotides long. RefSeq lists its product as uncharacterized. The record is from RefSeq and is a predicted model, not a curated record. Gene Ontology annotation, cellular component: division septum. Gene Ontology annotation, biological process: division septum assembly. NCBI's taxonomy places the organism in Eukaryota, Fungi, Glomeromycota, Glomeromycetes, Glomerales, Glomeraceae.
AUAUAUAAAUAAAUACAUCUUUCUUCUUCUUUUUUUACCUUCUUUUAAAGAAAUUUAGUUGAGUUGCUGCUAAAGUAACGACCAUUCUUUUUCACAUUCAUUCUUUCAUUUAAGUAUUCGUUGAAAUUCUUCCCCCCUUUUUUUUCCUGGAAUAAAAUGUCAUCCAACGAUUCAGAUAAAGUAAGUUUAAGUUUUUCACCAAGACAAAAUUCAUUCCAACAAGGACUUUUAGGACUUGAAUCAUCUAAGGUCGCGGGAAUAUUAAAACUCAAUUACCCAUCCUCAAAACCAUUAGUAGCAAAAAGGAUUGAAUUAGUAUUUUCUGGUAAAGAAGAAAUUUUAUGGACAGAAUAUCAACCUAGUGGUCGUGGAUAUACAGCAUCUGUUGUUCAAUCAGAACAACAUGAAUUCACUCGUUAUUCCUUCGAUAUAUGGGAAGCAGAACGAAAUGAUGGAGAUAAAGGAAAAGAUAAUUAUGAAAUUAUAAAGAAUUUGGAAUUACCUUUUUCUUUUAAACUUGAAAAUAAUUUACCUCCUUCAACUACAAUUAAAUAUGACGAUGGAUCUGCCAGAAUCUAUUAUCGCGUUGUUGUCGUUAUUCAUCGUAAAUCCAAUCUUUUAAAAUUACAAGGAAAGAAAAAAGUUAUAAAAUUUACAAUUCCAAUUACAAGGUAUGGAAAAAUUCCUUAUAAAUCCGAUAUGAUUUUAUGGAAUUCUGAAAAGGAAAAAUAUGGAGUUGGUUAUGAUAUAAAAAUUGAACGUGAAAUAUUCACUAGAGGUGAAACUAUUAAUGUUCCAAUUAAGAUUAUAAUUCGAAAUUCACGUGUUAAAAUUAAGAAAGUUAGUGUUGGACUAAAACAACAUACAGAAUUACAGAAUGCUGGAUCUUUAGUUAGACCAAAAGAAAGUGUUGAUCUUUCUUUGGAGGAAGUUGAUGGUGAUAUGGUUAAUUUAGCUGCAGAUUCUGAACAAGAAUAUUAUAUAGAAAUGAAAAUAAAUAUUCCCAAUAAUGACACCGUCAGAUGGUCUGUAUGUCAAAGUCUUCUUGUUGUUUGGCAUCAGAUCGAAGUAAAAUUUGUUCUCGAAUCUGCACAAGAUAUUUUAUUAGAAAAGGAAGUAAAAGUCAUUAAUUUUCCAAAAAAAUAAUUAAUAUGAAUAUGAAUAUAAAGUAUAAAUAUAAGAAUGAAUCUAUAUGUGUCUACAUCUAUGAUUAAAUUACGGCUUAUGUUUGUAUUUUUUUUAUAACGUUAUUUGCUAUUUUUCACCUCGUAUUAUACGUAUUUAAUAAACAUAAUUAUAUAUGAGA